CAAAGGUUGUGUACAUCUGUCGGGGUUUACGUCCAGGAAACGUAAUGCAGCCGUAAACUCACAAAGUUUUUGCUUUCUGAGCUUCAGGCAGAGAAUAAAAUCUCCGAAGUUUCCAAGUUAUAAGAAGACCCUGCGCUUUUUAAUUAAUCCAUUACGUGAACGCCACUCCUGUCUCCCUCUUGGUCUCCCGGCCCUUCCAGUCUGCCAUCAUGAGCUCUUGACAUCUGUCUUGUUCUAAGUCGUCAUGAGUGGUGCUGCGCUGGCUGUGGUGGUGGUUGUCGUUUUCUUCUUGGCCCUCUACCUCCUCCACCGUUAUGGAGAUUUGCGGAAACAGCAGCGGCUGGUCCUGUUAGGGACGCUGCUGUCCUGGUACCUCUGCUUCCUCAUCGUCUUCAUCCUGCCACUUGAUGUCAGCACGACCGUCUACAAGCAGUGUGUUUUCACCAAUACAAACCACACUACCGCUGCAACUCCAACGAAGCACAGGAAUCAGAAUGAGGCCAGCGCAUCUCCCUAUCCAUCUGUGAGUGUACCAAAGGUUUGUGAGGAGCCUUGGAGUUAUAUCCCAGAUGAUGUCCUUCCAGUGUUGUGGAGAGUUAUAUACUGGACUUCCCAGUUUCUUACAUGGCUGCUGUUGCCUUUUAUGCAGUCUUAUGCACGGUCAGGAGCUUUCUCAGUGGUUGGAAAGAUUAAAACAGCUUUAAUUGAAAAUGCGCUUUAUUAUGGCACAUACCUCCUUAUCUUCAUCUCUCUGCUCGUCUAUGUGGCUUUUCACCCACAGUGGAAACUCACAUGGAUGGAGUUCCAGACCAUCUGUAUUACAGCUGCCAACACCUGGGGCCUCUUCCUCCUGGUGCUGUUGCUAGGCUAUGGCUUGGUGGAAAUCCCACGGUCUUAUUGGCUGUCAUCUUCCAAUGAUUACUUGCUAGCAAAGAGCUACUUCAAGGUAGCAAAGAUGGCUACUGAGAAGGCAGAGGCAGAGGAGAAACUUGCAGAUGUCAUGGAGGAUGUAGCAGGUGUCCAUGCCUCUGUCAGGCACAACCAUUUCCUCAGGAAGUAUGUGGAUACAAUUUUGACAAAGUGUCCCAGUAAGUACCAUGAAGAGAUGAGAAUAAAUGUGGAAAUCUCUCAUGUGGACUCAAACGCCCCUCCCACAAAAAGAGUCCUAGUUAACCUUCACGAAAAAGUAAUCAGUGCAGUGCAGAGACACAAUCAGACUCAGGUUCAGUGGUCUAUCCUGUUAGAGCAGGCCUUUCAUCUGGAAGAUGUAGCUAAAAGCCGGAGCAGCCCACUCCGACAUUUCACCCACAGCUUCCCUGUAGCACACCAUGGCUGGAUCCGUAGGUUCAUCUACACUCCUACUGUAGAGUGGUUUUGGGAGUGUGUUCUCAGACAGGGCUACUGCAGGCUGCUGGCCGUCCUUCUAUGCCUCUUCUCUGCUGCGGUAGUCUGGUCCGAGUGUACCUUCUUCAGCACGCACCCAGUCCUCUCUCUGUUUGCAGUCUUUGUUCAGAUGGCUGAAAAACAAUACAACUACAUUUGCAUUGAGAUGGUGUGCUUUGUCAUUAUCCUGUUCAUGUGCGUUUGCGUCUACUCCACAGUUUUCAGGAUACGCUUUUUCAACUACUAUUACCUGGUGCCACAUCACCAGACUGAUGCUUACAGCCUGCUGUUCAGUGGCAUGUUGUUUUGUCGUCUGACUCCUUCUUUGUGCCUUAACUUUCUGGGAAUGAUUCACAUGGAUUCUGCCAUCUCGCACCAGGACAGAAUACAGACAUCCUACACCUCUAUUAUGGGCUCUAUGCAUCUGCUGUCUUUCAUAUCUGAUGGGUUCUACAUCUAUUAUCCCAUGCUGGUGUUGCUGCUGUGCUUUGCUACUUUUUACAAUCUGGGGUCUCGCUGUUUGAACCUCUUGGGCUUCCAUCAGUACAUCACUGAUGACGAUUUGACCUCUGACCUGGUGGAUGAUGGCAGGGAACUGAUCAGAAGAGAAAGAAGGAAAAGACAGAAAGCUGAAGAUGGAGAGAAUCGAAGAUGGGCGUGGAGGGAGCGAUAUGGAGUUGAGGGAGCCACUGGGCGGAACAGAACUGGUUACACUGAGUUAAAGGAUAACCAGGAGGAUCCUGUAACAAAGAUCAAGAAAAGUGUUUCCACAUUUACCAGAAGAAAUGAAAAGGCAGAUGAGCAGCAGACGGGCUUACUGCAGGAAAGCUCCCAUGAAGAGGAUUUGCCAAACACAAGAUCCACAGGAGGACGUUACCGCUCUCUGUCACCUCCUCUGAAGAGCGUGUUUGACAACAUCUGAUGCACUGAGGACCUCGACGGAAAUCAAAACACGUGAUGUAAAUGGAAUAAAUUAUUCAAAUGCAAUAUUUUCUCCAAGGGAAGUUUGAAUGCAAAUAAUUCACUUUUAAGAAGAGAAAUGUUUAUCAUUUACUGGAUGAAAUUGAAAAUCUUAACUUUAAUAAAUAAUUUUUCUUUUUUAUCACAAGCAGUUUCUGAUUAUUUAUACAAAGAGAUCAGUAACUGUAAAGACUUAAGAUGUUUAUAUAAAUGUAUUUUUGAUAUUGUUGAGUUUAAUAAUCAAAUUGGUGGAUGAUAUGUUGAAAGAUUUUAUAUACAUUUCAUCCAUCCAUCCAUCCAUUUGCUUCCAUUUAUCCUGUUCAGGGUUGCGGGGGGGGGCUGGAGCCUAUCCCAGCUGUCAUAG
This is a messenger RNA of Archocentrus centrarchus (flier cichlid), 2707 nucleotides long. RefSeq names its product LMBR1 domain-containing protein 2-B-like. The record is from RefSeq and is a predicted model, not a curated record. Gene Ontology annotation, cellular component: membrane. Gene Ontology annotation, biological process: adrenergic receptor signaling pathway. Bases 245 to 2305 code for a protein of 686 amino acids. NCBI's taxonomy places the organism in Eukaryota, Metazoa, Chordata, Actinopteri, Cichliformes, Cichlidae. The transcript is spliced from 19 exons.